Messenger RNA from Medicago truncatula (barrel medic), 1110 nucleotides. Its product is annotated as psbP domain-containing protein 5, chloroplastic. Lineage: Eukaryota; Viridiplantae; Streptophyta; Magnoliopsida; Fabales; Fabaceae. Gene Ontology annotation, molecular function: calcium ion binding. The coding region runs from base 96 to 977 and encodes 293 amino acids. The record is from RefSeq and is a predicted model, not a curated record. Gene Ontology annotation, cellular component: extrinsic component of membrane; photosystem II oxygen evolving complex; photosystem II. The transcript is spliced from 10 exons. Gene Ontology annotation, biological process: photosynthesis.
UGAUGAAAGUGAGAUAAUGUUAUAGGUGGUGGGGUGAUGGAAUUGGAAAUCGCGGAGUGAGAGAGAGAGUUGUAACAAUAGCAAUAGCAAUAGCAAUGGUUUUACACUCUCUAUGGGUAUGCCCUUCCAACAAUCCUGCUCUUAUUCUUCCCACCAACAACCGUAUCUUCAGGAGGGUAAUCCUUAACCAAACCAAAUGUUCCUCCUUAUCCGAUGAUGAUAAAAGAUACUAUUCAUCUUCCUCUUCUAGAAGGGAUUUUUUACUAUUAGGAGGAGGCCUCACUUCACUAUCUCUAACAACAUGCUCUCCAAUUUCUGUGGCUCUUGCUGGAGAAGAAGAACAAGACCACAAAAUGGCUUCUUUUUUGGAUGAAGUCAAUGCCUAUUCUUAUCUUUAUCCUCUUGAGCUUCCCUCUAAAAAAUUUGUCUUCAAAUGGGUAGAAUCCCGAAAGCCAGAACGAUAUUCAUCGGCUGCACCACUUUCUCCUAAUGCGCGCUUGCGUAUUGUGUCUGAACGUGUUGAUCUCUUUGACAAUCUCAUCAUUUCCGUCACGAUAGGCCCUCCAAGCGCAAACCUUAUAAACUUGAAGGAUAAGAGCAAAUGGACUGCAAAAGAUGUUGUGGAUUCAGUUUUGGCUGACAAAUCUUCACUGCGAGUUACCUCAGUUCAGCGCUCAGCCGAGAGUUCAGUUCUCGAUGCACAUUCUAAUGAAAUUGAUGGCGAACCUUACUGGUAUUAUGAAUACCUCAUUCGUAAAUCGCCUAAUUCAAUGUCUGAAGAAUCAGGAAUUUACCGGCAUUAUGUUGCUUCAACAGCAGAAAGAGAUGGUUAUCUGUACUCCAUCAGCGCUUCGACCCUCAGUCCACAGUGGAAAAAAAUGGGGCCUUUACUUGAAAAGACUGUGAGUUCGUUUCGACUUGUCAGUCCUACAGAAAAUUAUGUUCCUCCAUAUAAAGAUCCCUGGAGAUUUUGGUGAAAAAUCAAAUUUUGUUCUUAUUGUAUUCAUGUAGUAAGUAACCUUUGUGGAGUGAAAUUCAUGUAACCAUAUUAUGUUCUUUGAAGAGUGAAAUUUUAAAUGGCAUCUCAUAUUCAUUGAGUUAUUUCAGUAA